Messenger RNA from Cloeon dipterum, 2793 nucleotides. Its product is annotated as lipase maturation factor 2-like. Gene Ontology annotation, biological process: protein maturation. The record is from RefSeq and is a predicted model, not a curated record. Gene Ontology annotation, cellular component: endoplasmic reticulum membrane. The coding region runs from base 155 to 2083 and encodes 642 amino acids. NCBI's taxonomy places the organism in Eukaryota, Metazoa, Arthropoda, Insecta, Ephemeroptera, Baetidae. The transcript has 11 exons.
CGCGCAGGCAGGCAGGCAGACGGACGGACGGUCGUCGGGUGGUACGCACGGCUGCCGAAGCCACGAGCACCGAGCAAAGCGAAGCAAAGCAGCGUUCGAGCGUCAGUUCUCGUGGUCGGACGGCGACUGCAACACAGCGCGAGUGCGGUGACAGAUGGCGGCCACCUUCCUGCCUCCCGUCAGGUACACCAGGAACCUCUUCCUGCGCUGCGUCUCCGCCGUCUACCUCUUCACCUUCCUCUCCAUCUACGUCCAGAUUCCAGGUCUGAACGGCAGCAAUGGUAUUUGUCCGGCGAGGUCGCAGCUCGAGCCGAGCCGGAGCAGAACGCUGCUCGAACAAAUAAACGCGAAACCGACACUUGUGUGGCUUGCGCCUCAUUUGGGUCUCGACGCCGAGCACACCCUCGAGCUGAUUGCACUUCUAGGGGCUUUCCUCGCCUUCUUGGGCACUGUCAGUCAGAAGGCAUGCAUUCUGCCCACUUUUUUCCUGCUGUGGAGCUUCUUCCUCUCCAUUUUCCAAGUCAAUCCAGUCUUCAUGAACCACCAGGCGGACAAACUGCUACUAGAGACGGGAGUCCUGUGCAUCCUUUUGGCUCCAUUGACGCCCGGUGGCGUCAAGAAAUCCGCAUUCAAGGACGCAAUCGUUCUGUUCAUGAUCAAGUGGCUGCUGUUUAGGCUCAUGUUCUCCACCUGCAUAGUCAAGUUCACCACCAAGGGCAGUAAAUUGUGGUGGCAACUCGCAGGUUUGGACGUUUACUACGAGGUGCAGUGGCUGCCGAACUACCUGUCGUGGCACAUGCACCACCUGCCGCGGUGGUUCCUGCACUUGUGCACGCUGUACACGCACUUCACGGAGGUGGUGGUGCCAUUUUUCUUCUUCCUUCCCGUGCACUUCGCCUCCGUCGUCGCCUUCUACUGCCAGAUAUUCCUCCAACUCUGCAUACUGUUCACCGGCAACUACGGAAUUUUAAACCUGCUCAUCUGCGUCCUUUGCAUUUCCCUCCUCGACGACCGGAACUUCAACGCUGAGCAGAAAAGUAAAGCAGCAGAAUCCACUGAUUCGUCAGAGCCAAAAUACUCAAUACAAUCGAAAAUUGGCGUCACCCUUGCGUACUUGCUGGCCGCCGUGUGGGCGUACAGGUCGCUGACCUUCGGUCCGACCGGCCUGGAGCUGCAGGGCGACCCGAAGGACGUGGACGAGUUUCUACGGUGGUUCGUGCCGCUGUUCCCUGGAAUAGUCCUCGCUUUCCUCUGCUACGAAAGCGGCAAGAUGGUGUCCAUAACUUUGCUCCGCAGCGACUCGUGCAAAGAGAAAUUGCUGCCGAUCGCUGUCCUCGUUGUCCACAUUAUUGCCUGCAUCAUCCUCUUGGCCUUCUCUGCCGUGUCAUUCUCGGUCAUCAGGCCGCCGAGCGCAACCGAACCGCAGAUGAUGGUGGCCCUGCGUCCGAUCUACGUCCAGGUGCAUAAGUGGCACCUGACGAGUCCGUAUAGCAUGUACCUGCAGAUCGACGACAAGAUCGUGCGCAAGGAGAUCGUAAUUGAAGGCUCUAACUCGCUCAAGGGGCCGUGGGCCGAGUUCAACUUCAAAUACAAGCCCGGCAACGUCAACAGGUCACUGCCCAUCAUUGUGCCUCACCAGCCUCGUCUGGACUGGCAGAUGUGGCACGCGGCGCUAAGCACGUACCAACACAAUCCGUGGACGCUGAGCCUCGCCUACCGCCUCCUGCAGGGCCAACCGGACGUGCUGCAGCUCUUGGACCCCAGCAAUCCUUUCGUCCUGCCACCCAAGUACGUCAGGGCAGCUGUCUACGUCUACAAGUACACGCCCUGGUCUGAAAGGUAUGGUUCAGCGUGGUGGACACGGCAGCGAAAGGGCGACUAUUUCCCGAUCUACGCGGUGGACCACCCGCCGCUGCUCGAUUUCCUGAAGCAACACAAAAUCGUUGGCGCCAAAGACUGGCCUGUGCGGACUAGGUGGCUGGUGUCACUCUUAAGUACCCUGAGGACGCAGCUCGAUCCAUCCGUCUUCUUGUGGUCCUUCUUCGUGGCCGCCUUCGCGCUCAUCGUGACUGGAACGCGCUGAACACAAACGCCAUAUAUCUCACUUUUGAUGUGAUUGUAAAAUCGUAGACUUGGGAAUUUUUAAUUUUGGAUCUGAAUAUAAGGGAAGAAAUUUUGUCCCUUUUAUUCUGGAUGAAAAUUUGUCAUUUUCGAUGAGUAAUUUUAAUUUUUAAAAUAAAUAUCCUGGUUUUGGUGUCCUCUAAAUUGAAUUAAUCUCUUAAAAAUGUUAAGAUGUAAAUUUUUUAAUUUUAAUUUAAAUGUGGUUUGGUUAAAAAAUUGUAGCUCUAGAAUUUUAAUUUAUUUUUUGGUUAGUCUUCAUUUAAAUUCCCAAGUCUGACGAACUCUGCGAACCAAAUUUUGGAUUUCAAAGAAAUACCUGUCUGGGAAACAGUUUCAACGAGUGCCUUUAUUGUAGAGAAAGGUCGUUUGAAAGUCUGAUACCCCUUUUCCAGCUGUCGAAUUAUAAUUUAUUUCGCAGUGCAGAAAAUGCUGACGUGCGAGCGGCAUUUCGAAUGCGCGGCGGAAACUGCACUCUUAUUUUAAACAUGAAGCUUUUCUAUUUAAAGAUGCUAAAAAUGGGCUUAUAUAACACACUUUUCCCUUGGAGCCUAGUUUGAAAUUCAAAUUUGAGAGUGUUUUCACCAAUGAAUCACGGUGAGGUGUGUGUGUGUAUGAGUGUCGAAAUUUAUUACAAUAAAAAACAAAAACGAUUCAGCCGUAAUAUAAACCUGC